AGUUGUUUAGCUCAUGUAAAGCCAUGAUUAAAGAGAACAACGAUGUUCUAUUAUCAUUUCAGUUUCAUUUAUUAUUUUUCCUUUUAUCACCUAAAAACGCUGGUUAAAUGGUAUGUUUGUUGGAAUGGCUACGAAACAGUGGUUAGCAAUAAAUCUCUAAGUUUAUCCAUAUUUAUAAUAAAUGUCACUUGAUGUCUCCUCCUUUCGUCAAGCAAUCCAUCGUGACCUUUUCCACGGAUGAUCUUCUUCUCAUGCUGAUAGUAGACUGUCAACGAUACAUAAAAGAAAAGUAGAAGACCUUGAUGAGACUGGUAUCAAAAAAUUACUUUAGAUCAGAAGCAUCAUCAAUAUUUAUAAUUUUAUGAAGACAAAGGAUGUUAUACAGAAUAAAUAUAAUAUUUAUAUAGUCAGGAGAAUUAUGGGGAAGAUUAUUAGGAACAUUUGUGAUUUGUGCAAGUCACUGUCUGGAAAAAAAAACAAAAAAACAAGAUAAUUUUGCAUUCUAAAUGGAUAUAUCUAUAAAAGACUUUUCAACAUCUUCAGAUAUUUGUAAAGGUGAGAGGUGAUGGAAAUAUAUUUUAAAGAAUAUUUGUUACAUGUAAAUUAUAAAAAGAAAAGCAAGUGAAGUAUCCAUAUAUUGUGGAGAAAGAAGGAAAAUGAUGGUGAAAUGAGUUAAAAGAUUGAUUUUGGUUUUCUUUUUGUUCCGAAGAAAUGGCAAAAGACUCAGGAAAGACUUUGUAUCAGUGUGAUAUUUGUGAAAAGUCAUUCACUAGAAAAGCUCGUCUUACUAUUCAUAUACGUAUUCAUACGGGAGAGAAACCAUAUCACUGUGAUAUCUGUGGUAGACACUUCUCUCGAACUGAUGAUUUAAUUAUUCAUAAACGUGUCCAUACAGGAGAGAAACCAUAUGGAUGUGAAAUCUGUGGUCAAGCGUUCACUCGUAGAGAUAGUUUAACCGAACACUGGCGCAUCCACACAGGAGAGAAACCUUAUCAGUGUGACAUGUGCACUAAAUCCUUCUCUAAACGUUCUAACUUAGCUGAUCACAAGCGCAUUCAUACUGGAGAAAAACCGUUUCAAUGUGAUUUCUGUGGUAGAUCAUUCAAUCAAAGUAAUCAGCUAACUAAACACAAACGUGUUCAUACAGGAGAAAAGCCCUAUCACUGUGACAUCUGUGAUAAAUCAUUCUCCCGAAACGAUGAGCUAACUGCUCACAAACAUAUUCAUACAGGAGAGAAACCUUAUGCGUGUGAUUUCUGUGGUAAAUCAUUCUCUCGAAACGGUGACUUGACUGCUCAUAAACGCAUUCAUACUGGGGAAAAACGAUUUCAUUGUGAUAUCUGUGGUAAAGCAUUUAUUGAAGGUAAUAUGUUAAAGAGACACAUACGAAUUCAUACUGGGGAAAAACCAUAUCAGUGUGAUAUCUGUGGUAAAUCCUUCUCCCAAAGUACUGCUGUAACUGUCCAUAAACGUGUUCAUACUAAAGAAAAACCAUAUCACUGAGACAGCUGUGGUAAAUCAUUCUCCCACAUUAAUCGGUUAUAAAAACUGGCAUUCUCUCAAUCUUUUGGUUUAACUAAUUACAUAUGUAUUUUUAAAAGUGACAAACUACAUCACUGAUAUUUGUGGUAAUCAUGCUCACUAAAAAGUCUCAAACAAGCAAAACCAUUUUCACCACUUCCAGACUUCCUCAUGCUCUGAAAACCACUAGAAAUCACAUUCUUGGAACCAUAGCUUCUGUGCAAGAACUCCUGAUACUGCCUCCUCACAAUGGUCCCAAAAGUACAAGACAUGAGACUUGAGUCAUGUUCUGUUCACUGAUGAAACCAGGGCGACCCUUGAUGAACCUGAUGGUUGGGUCUCUUUUGGAGAUGAGCAUCACCAGCGUUUACAUCAACAAGGUGUCGGAGUCAUGUUGUGGUCUGGUAUCUUUGGGAACAGAUAUGUUGGCCCAGUCAAGGUGCCUGAAGAAUUUAAAGUGACCGCAGCCACCUACUGCAGUUUCCUGAAGAAGGUCUUGGAUUCUUGGCUAGAUGACAUACUGCUGUCACUUCUAAGGAAUCUCAUAUUCAUGCAUGACAAUGCUCCCUCUCACUCUGCUAGGACCACUCAAACAUUCCUAGGGUCUUGCAGCGUGAAAGGUUGAUGGUGUGGCUGCUAUCAUCUGUGGAUCUCAACCCUAUUGAAAAUCUGUGGUCCAUCAUUAAACAAGAUGUUUAUGCUGAUGGACACCAAUUUACAUCAAAAGAUGUCUUUUGGGUGACCAUCAAAGUUGUAGCAGAGGCAGUACAACCUGCUACUAUUAAGAAAUUGAGAGAUUCCAUGACUAUUAGGGUUUUUGAGGUUACCUAUCAAAGUAGCAUUCAUGUGGCUAAAUAAUUCAUUAUGUCAAUAAAUGUGAUAAUGAUAUUAUGGAUUUCUGUUAAAUAUAUACUCAAUGUAUGCUUAAUAUGUAUCAUUACCCUUCAUUUUUAAAAAUAAAGGUCUAGAUGGGAUAUUUUCAUUCAAAAGCUAUUAGCGGGGUUCACCCCAAAACUGAAGAAUCUGUAAUAAAAAUGAAAGGACGUUACACAGAAUAGUGAAAACAUAACAAUGGUGAUGCCAGCUCGGAAUAGUUUUAUCAACAUCAAUUCCCAGAAAACCAUGAAAUCUUAAAUUUAAUUCCUAGGCUAUUAGCGUGGUUCUGGGUGUAUAUAUAUAUAUAUAUUCCGGCAUGUAUAGUAUGUACGUUCAAGUGUAUUUUUGUUUUAUAUUUAUUGUAUUUAUUCUAUCAAGAGACUAAUUCUCUUGUUAAUAUCUAUAAUUUCAUGUAUGACAUGUUCCCUUCUUGAAUUUAUAGUAAUUUGCAAAUGUCAUUGUGGUCUUAAACUUUACCGAAACACAAAGUGUGUGGAAUAAUAUUUGAAUUAUCACCAACACUCUUUUUUCUGUCCAUUGUCAAUGUGUUGGACCACAUUUUCUCAAAUAUUUUGUUAUUUCAAGUGGAAGUCUGAAAUUCCAGAGUUCCAACUGCAUCAUUCUUUCUGAAUAUUCAUAAGAAUUUGAAAUCUAAAUAAAAUUGGUUUACUCUGAAA
Molecule: messenger RNA, 3074 nt
Organism: Octopus bimaculoides (California two-spot octopus)
Lineage: Eukaryota; Metazoa; Mollusca; Cephalopoda; Octopoda; Octopodidae
Biological process (GO): regulation of DNA-templated transcription
Molecular function (GO): RNA polymerase II cis-regulatory region sequence-specific DNA binding; DNA-binding transcription factor activity, RNA polymerase II-specific
Source: RefSeq, a predicted model, not a curated record